This is a messenger RNA of Guyanagaster necrorhizus, 1173 nucleotides long. RefSeq lists its product as uncharacterized. Lineage: Eukaryota; Fungi; Basidiomycota; Agaricomycetes; Agaricales; Physalacriaceae. The record is from RefSeq and is a predicted model, not a curated record. The coding region runs from base 1 to 1173 and encodes 390 amino acids. The transcript is spliced from 6 exons.
AUGUAUUCAGAACCGCUAUCUGAGCCUGGACUGGUCGGCGCGCCAGUAUCCAAAGAGAAGCAGGCCGUUUCGGAUCUGCUAUUACUCGUAUUCAUUCACGGCUUCAAGGGGGACGACGAGACAUUCCUGCAAUUUCCUCAACGGAUUCAACACGUCCUCUCCGGCACCAUUCCAGAUUGUACUGUGGAAUCUAUAGUAUUUCCUGCAUAUGAGACGAAAGGGGAACUAAAUGAAGCGGUCGUACGGUUUGCUGAUUGGUUGACAACACUGACGGUGGAGAAGGAGGUAGCCUCAGGAGGGGGAGCCGGGAAAGCGAAGAUCGUGUUGUGUGGGCACAGCAUGGGUGGCAUCCUUGCUGCCGAUACCCUACGCGAAUUUGUCAAUACCAAGCCCGACCAAAGGGCACCUCUUUGGCCAAAAAUCAUCGCCUGCAUCGCCUAUGACACUCCAUAUCUCGGUCUACAUCCCUACGUAUUCAAAAACAGCGCGACGAAAGCGACGGAGUACGUCAGUACUGCCCGGACGGUUGGUUCCACUUUGCUAGGUUCUUUCGCAGGGUUCGGAUUAAAAAAGGCCGUCGAUUCAAAGCCAGCUGCAGAGAGUACGCCACCCCCUCCUGAGUCAAAAACUUCUUGGAGUAAAUGGGCACCAGCUGCAUAUGCCGUGGGUGGUGCACUCUUGGCCGGAGCGGCAGCAGGCGGGGCCUAUUACAAGCGCGAUGAUCUAGGCGUAGGAUAUACAUGGGCCACGGAUCAUAUGAAGUACGUGAGGAAUCUAUGGGAUGAAGCGGCCCUCCGCCAGCGAGUGGACGACCUGGUUGAUAUUGAAGAGCAAGAGGGUGUCGUUUUCCGAGUUUUCUAUACCAAUCUACCUCCGGUUCCACUGGUUCAUCCCAAUGACCGAACAUUUAUCGUGCUGCCGAAGAGAAAUGCACGUUCUGCGGGUAAUUUCCUGCUGGCGAAUAACGGUAUCGCUCCCGAUGAGCUGCAGGCGCAUACAGGGAUGUUCAGUGCGAAAACCAAUGACGGUUACUAUGAACUCGGGCUGCAGACUGCGAAAAGUAUCCGAGAAGCAGUUAUGUUGGGUAGGGGGAUAUUUGAGGAUCCAGAGACGCAAAAAGAGAGUAUCCAGGAGGGAUUGGACGUGGAGGAUUCUAAGAAGACACGAUCAUGA